AUGUCGCGAAUAUCGCCUGCGCUAGUGCCAGUGACGCUGCUGCUAUGGCUGUCGCUCGCCGCGUCGCACUGGCGACGGUCCCUCGGGCAGCAACUUGAGCAGCAUCUCGGGCAGCAGCUCGGCGAGCUGUCCCGCUUCAGAGACAUGCCUGACGACAGCCCUCGAAGACGAUUAGAGCGCUUCCAGUCCGAUGAGACCCCAAUCCUGCAGUCCCUUCCAACCGCCGCCAUCCGCGCCGUGAAAAGCGCCGGCAGCAGCGCCGACCGCAGACGCGGAGGCGCCACCAAGGUGGAAGGCGCUUCCGCCGCCGCUGCUGGCUUCCCCUCCUCCGCCUUCCCCCGCGUGUUCGAGUCGGGGCAGGGCUCGUGCGGCUUCCCCGACACGCGCGCAGACGCGGACGAGUGCGUGGCGGACCUGGCGGAGUUUCCCGCACUCAGCGCGCGCAGUGGUUCCGCCACCGUGCGGAAGUUGGCGUGCCUGGCGCACAACUACCUGCGCCCGUGGAUGGGGAUUCCGGGCGUCACCGCGGGGAUGGGCGCGCGGGGAAUGAUAUCCGCGGAAAUUCUGCACCAAAUGGGAACCAUGGCAAAUAUCCUAUCGUGCUCCGGGCACAUUCGAAUCGUGCGCGGAAAAGUUUUCUUCCGCCUGGGGGCUUUCCAGUUCGACUGGUACCGCAUGCGCCGAUUCGUCCUUACCGUCAAAAUGAUCCAGGACGCCAUUAGCGCGUAUAAACUGUACAGCCUGAACGCGGAGCUGUUUAUAAACACAUGCGAUCUGCCAACCAGCAAGGCGGACUCGGUCGCGCGGCAGGAUCGCGCGGGAAUGCCUUUGUUCAGUCCGCACGUCGUCCCCGGCUCGCUCGAUAUUCCGUAUCCCGACCCCGUCGAUCUGUCCAAGAGCUACUUCCGAGACGUUGAGGAUAAGGUCCCUUGGGAGCAAAAGCAGGGCCGGGCGGUGUUCCGGGGCGGGAUGACAAACUACCACAUCGCCAUGCCCAUGCACUGGCGCGCCAGCCCUCGCUUCCGCGUGCACCGCAUGGCAGAUGCCCGCCCGGAUCUGCUAGACGCGCGCGUCAUGAGCGGUGUGGAUGUGAGAUGGCGUGAGAGCUUGGAGGCGGAUGGGGUGCGGCUGGGCGGGAGAUUAAAGCCCGAGGAGCUGCAGGGGUUUAAGUAUGAGCUGGAUGUGGACGGCGGGACAGGGAGCGGCCGGACGUGUGGGAUUCUGGCGAGCAAUCAGGUUCUGAUCCGCCAGGCCAGCGAGUACUAUCAGUUCUUCGACCCGCUGCUGUGCCCUAUGAAGCACUUCCUCCCCACCCACCGCUACUUCAACAACCUUUACUCGCAAAUCCAGUGGGCCCGCGCCAACGACCAACGGGCACGGGAGAUUGUUGCGGCUGCCAAUGACUUUGCCAGUCUCCUUGCCCCUCCCUUCCCCUCCCCCACACACCCUCUCCGUCCUGUAACUAACUUUGCCCGGUUCAUCGCAGUUUCUCCCCGCACCAUUCCCCCUCAAUUUCUCUCAUUUCUUCCCACACUUGUUUCGUCUCUCAUCCCUCCUCUCUCAUUCCUCCUCUCUCAUCCCUCCUCUCUCGUCCCUGCUCUCUCAUCCCGCUCCUAUCCUGCAGCACCCUGUGCACGUGGGAGGGGUGCCAGCUAUUCUGGGCUAUUUUGCUCGUCAAGUACCCCAAAGUGCCUUAGAGCACAGCGCCAGCAUCACAGCUCCGCCUCCCCUGAUGCCCCUGGGUCGUUCCCCCCCUCUCUAACCAUUUUCUCAUGUCUUUCCCCCCCUGUUUCCUCUCUUAUCCUUCUCCUCCCUGCAGCACCCUGUGCAUCACAGCUCCUCCGAUCCCCCUUGAGGGUACUUCUCCCACUCUCACACAACUUUCUUCUCUAUUCCUCACUUCGUCUCGGGCUUCUCUUAUCCUCUCCCCUCAUGCAGCACUCUCUGCACAUGGGAGGGACGGCGUCUCUUCUGGGCUAUCCUGCUCGCUAA
Molecule: messenger RNA, 1992 nt
Organism: Closterium sp. NIES-65
Lineage: Eukaryota; Viridiplantae; Streptophyta; Zygnematophyceae; Desmidiales; Closteriaceae
Source: the annotation of a GenBank genome assembly